CACUCUGCCAUUUUCACUAUUUCUCUCACCCCAUUUGUCCAUCGGAUCCAAAGUUUUUACUUUUUGAAAAAGCAUCUCAUAAAGUCACCAUUUUUGCUUUCGUUGUGAAGCUUGAGCUGGGAAAUUCAAGAUGUCUAGGACGUUGUUUCAUUUGUUGGGUAUUUUGUGGCUAUGUUGGUGGUUGGCAUCAACUGGAGAAGCUCAAGUUGAAUACUUGAAAUACAAAGAUCCAAAACAACCUCUUGCAACUCGGAUUAACGACUUGCUGAGUCGAAUGACUCUGGAGGAGAAGAUUGGUCAAAUGGUUCAAAUUGAUAGGAGUGUUGCCAAUGCUAAUGUUAUGAAAACCAACUUCAUAGGGAGUGUAUUGAGUGGUGGCGGCAGUGAACCCCUUCCAAGGGCUACUGCUGAAGAUUGGGUUAAUAUGAUAAAUGAAUUUCAGAAAGGGUCUCUGGCAAGUAGAUUGGGCAUCCCAAUGAUGUAUGGGAUUGAUGCUGUUCAUGGACACAAUAAUGUCUUUAAUGCUACCAUAUUUCCCCAUAAUGUUGGGCUUGGAUGUACCAGGGAUCCUGACCUGGCACAAAGGAUUGGUGCUGCAACUGCUCUUGAAGUCAGAGCUACAGGGAUUCCUUAUGUAUUUGCUCCAUGCAUUGCGGUUUGUAGAGAUCCAAGAUGGGGUCGAUGUUAUGAAAGCUAUAGCGAGGAUCCUAAAAUUGUGCAAGAAAUGACAGAGAUCAUACCUGGUCUACAAGGAAAUAUCCCUGCUAAUUACAGGAAGGGUUUUCCAUAUGUUGGUGGCAAGACUAAGGUAGCAGCUUGUGCUAAGCACUUCGUUGGAGAUGGUGGUACAACAAAGGGAAUAAAUGAGAACAACACAGUGAUUGACUGGCAUGGAUUGCUGAGCCUUCACAUGCCUGGCUAUUCUGAUUCCAUCAUUAAGGGGGUCUCUACAGUCAUGGUAUCAUACUCCAGUUGGAAUGGGGUAAAGAUGCAUGCAAAUCGUGAUCUAGUCACUGGCUUCCUCAAGAAUACCCUUAAGUUUAAGGGAUUUGUCAUCUCAGAUUGGCAAGGUAUUGACAAAAUUACAACACCACCCGAUUCAAACUACUCAUACUCUGUCCAGGCUGCCAUUGAAGCAGGUGUUGAUAUGGUGAUGGUCCCUUACAAAUACGACGAGUUCAUUCAGGAUCUUGCACUCUUGGUCAAGAACAAUGUCAUUCCAAUAGAUCGUAUCGAUGAUGCUGUGGAGAGAAUCUUGCUUGUAAAGUUCACCAUGGGUCUUUUUGAGAAUCCUCUAGCUGAUUUCAGCUUAGUCAACGAGCUUGGUAGCCAGGAACACAGGGACCUAGCAAAGGAAGCCGUGAGAAAAUCUCUAGUGCUGCUUAAGAAUGGGAAAAAUUCAAGUGCUCCACUUUUGCCUCUUUCAAAGAAAGCCCGAAAAAUCCUAGUUGCUGGUACUCAUGCCGAUAAUUUGGGUUACCAAUGUGGUGGGUGGACAAUCAAAUGGCAAGGAUUCAGUGGCAACGAUGAUACUAGGGGAACAACUAUUCUCAGCGCCAUAAAAUCAGCUGUUGAUCCAAGCGCAGAAGUUGUCUUUAGUGAGAACCCUGAUGGUGAUUUUGUUAAGUCCAACAACUUUGAAUAUGCCAUUGUUGUAGUUGGUGAGCCUGCUUAUGCUGAGACUGCUGGGGACAGCGCAACACUUACAAUGAUAGAUCCUGGUCCAAAUAUCAUCAGCAACGUCUGUGGGACUGUUAAGUGUGUGGUUAUCAUCAUUUCUGGAAGACCUAUCGUGAUUGAACCAUAUCUUUCCUCUAUAGAUGUAUUGGUGGCAGCAUGGUUACCAGGCACUGAGGGCCAAGGUGUUACAGAUGUCCUAUUUGGUGACUAUGCUUUCAGUGGUAAGCUUGCAAGGACGUGGUUCAAAUCAGUAGAUCAACUCCCAAUGAAUGUUGGGGAUCCUCACUAUGAUCCACUUUUUCCUUUUGGUUUUGGAUUGAUCACUGAAUCUGUCAAGGACCUAGUACAAAGGUCAACCUCAGCUGCUGUCGGUGUAAGGGCUUGUAUAUCUACCAUUAUGGUGACAGUAAUAAUCAUCAGCUUAUAUUUAAGUGGUUAAGCACAAUUUAUGGGAGCUUAUUGAAGCGGGUGGCUAGAGAACUAACUUGGGAUACGCCCCAGUUUAGUCGUAUUUUAGUCUAAUUCAUUGUAUUUAAGACAUUAUUGUUGUUCAUG
Messenger RNA from Gastrolobium bilobum, 2235 nucleotides. RefSeq lists its product as uncharacterized. The record is from RefSeq and is a predicted model, not a curated record. The coding region runs from base 131 to 2119 and encodes 662 amino acids. NCBI's taxonomy places the organism in Eukaryota, Viridiplantae, Streptophyta, Magnoliopsida, Fabales, Fabaceae. The transcript is spliced from 12 exons. Gene Ontology annotation, biological process: glucan catabolic process. Gene Ontology annotation, molecular function: beta-glucosidase activity.